Aspergillus mulundensis is the source of this 2406-nucleotide messenger RNA. Its product is annotated as putative C6 transcription factor. The transcript is spliced from 2 exons. The coding region runs from base 1 to 2406 and encodes 801 amino acids. Gene Ontology annotation, biological process: regulation of DNA-templated transcription; DNA-templated transcription. The record is from RefSeq and is a predicted model, not a curated record. NCBI's taxonomy places the organism in Eukaryota, Fungi, Ascomycota, Eurotiomycetes, Eurotiales, Aspergillaceae. Gene Ontology annotation, molecular function: DNA-binding transcription factor activity, RNA polymerase II-specific; DNA binding; zinc ion binding.
AUGUCUUUCUCUCCCGCCUCUCAUCCUACAGCCAAUUCAGGAAAAAACCAGUCAACCUCGAUUCCUUCUGGCGGUGGGAAUGAAAAUGCCUCUCCAGCCCUGCAAGCUACUCAGAACAAUGUUUCUCAUCACGACCUGUCGGCCGUGCGGAGCUGCGUGACUUGUCGUCGAAGGAAAGUCCGUUGCAACAAAAGAUCUCCGUGCUCGAACUGUGUUAGAGCAGGCGUCGAAUGUAUCUUUCCCCCUCCAGGCCGAGCCGCACGCAAGUUGAAACGGCCCCCUGCUGAAAACGAAGCUCUGCUCUCACGACUGCGGCAACUUGAGAACUUAGUCAAAGCAGCUAUUUCGAACCCGAAUACUCAGCCAUCUCCACCUCAGCAGCAAGGUGAUCGCUCGAGCGGCGACCCGCCUGAACGUCCCCAUCCACCUCACGACGUGGGCGGGAGCGAUGCCCAAAAAUGCCCAGUGGCCGGACGCCAGAUCCAGUUGCCUCCUUUGGAGCACGAGUUUGGAAGACUUGUUAUUGAAGAUAAUCGGAGCCGGUAUGUGAGUAAUCGGUUCUGGGCGAGCCUCGGGGACCAGAUCGAAGAACUGCAGGACAUCCUUGAUCAUUCAUCCUCCGACGAUGACGACUCCCCAUCUCCCGGACCGUCUAGUUACUCUACAGCGCAUGAUGGAAUGCUUUUUGGUUUCUAUUCUCUUGCGCACUCCCUGCAGAGUUUCCACCCACCUCCAGGCAAGGUCCCAGUGCUAUGGAAUAUCUAUGCUGAGAAUGUCAAGCCCCUAUUGCCUGUGGUCUAUGGUCCUGCCGCUCAACAUAUGUUCGCAAUAGCUGCUCGUACCCCGGAAGUGUUGGACAAAAACAAUGAAGCCUUGCUCCUUUCUAUGUACUUUGCCGCCAUAGUGAGCAUGUCGGCUGAGCAGUGUAUAGCCCGUCUAGGAGAAGCUCGUGAUACCCUCGUCAGCCGUUACCGGUUCGCUGUGGAGCAAGCAUUGUCCAAAGCCGGUCUUAUGAAUACCCAGAGUCUGACGCUAAUGCAAGCCGCGGUGAUAUUCUUGAAUGCUGUCCGUCGAGAUGAUGACACCAAGUUUGUUUGGUCAAUGUCCGCUCUUAUACUCCGCCUGGCACAAGGACUCGGCCUGCACCGAGAUGGCAAUAAUUUUGACCUGAAGCCAUUCGAUGCCGAGAUGCGUCGAAGGCUAUGGUGGCAUGUUAUUCUGCUUGACCUUCGAUCCUCCGAGGACCAUGGGACGGAUGUUCAGAUCCAUGACCGAAUGUUUGAUACCAGACUUCCCCUGAAUGUCAACGAGAGCGACCUCUCUGCUCACGCGACAGAACGUCCCACGCCAAGAGUUGGAUUUACUGACAUGACCUUCUUUCUCAUACGCUGUGACAUCUGCUAUGCUCUUCGGCGAGUGGCCUAUACAUGCCCGAACACGAGUGGCGCGGUUUCGGGACCAACUCCAGAUAACUGCCCCAAUGUUGUACAAACUGUCAACAUGCACAUCGAAGAGCAAUAUUUAAAGCACUGUGACAUGUCCGAUCCGAUACAGUGGAUUAGCGCAACUGUUGCGCGUCUCGUCCUCACGAAGAUGUGGCUAGUGAUACACCAUCCGAUAACCCGCUCCGAUCUUGACUCUCAGAUUAGCCAUGAGUCUCGGGAAAGUCUGUUCAUCACUUCUAUCGAGGUUACCGAAUUUGCGCGUCUGAUCAAAGAAGACCAAAACACGCAGAAGUGGAGCUGGAUGUUUGACGCUCAUAUGCAGUGGCAUGCCAUAGCGAUGGUCCUUUCUGAACUCUGUGUACGUCCGUUGAGCCCUUUAACAGAUCGUGCAUGGGUAGCUGUGACGACUGUUUACGAUGACUGGCUUCGGACCGCAAAGCAGCGGAAGGGUAUGCUAUGGAGACCGCUCGCCAAGCUUAUGAAGCGUGCAGGCGCGUUGAGAAAGAAGCAACUGGCGGAGCUAGAAAGCAAUCAUGUUCCUGCUCAGAACACAAUACCUGUUCUCGCAGGAUCAGACCGGCCUGAUUGGCUAAGGUCAGAACAGCCUUCCAUAGGAUCUCCUUUCUCAUCUCACUUCCCGGAGCACUCAAGAUUGGCUGCUGCGGCACCACCAAUGGACUUGAUCUCUUCCCAACCGCAAGGCCCGCUGGAAUUUGACAUCAGCGAAGGUCCGAUGGGUGUUCUCAGUUCAAUGUUCCCUGGAGGUAAUUUCUUCACCACUCCUGAGAGCCUGAGUGACCCAACGACCAUGUCCAAUGCACAAAAUAAUGGAACCUCCCAAGGCCCCCUUAACCCAGGUGCCAACUACCAGGAAUGGGACCAAGUGCUGCGGGACUUUCAGCUCGACAUGCAGGAAAUGCAGGGCAAUCCCUUGAGUGACAUUACCGGGUGGGUGACUUGA